UGCUCUCAUUCACAUUAUUCUUCACCGGAAACUUCCCAAGAAAAAGAAAAAAUCAUUACUCUCUCUUAUUAGUGAGGCAAACGCAUUCAAGAGCUUCCAAGAGAGAGAUCUCUGCUUUAAUUAAGAAGUACAGAGAGAGAUGGCUGCAUACGUUGCAUUGGCUUCUCUAAUGGGAACAAUAGAACAGCUUCAGCUUUUGCUAUCAAAGUUAGAUCUAUUGGACACUCAUGUGGAAAGUUUGAAUUUACUCUACGAGAAGGUUGAUUCUCUGCAAGAGCUUCUUGAUAAUUCUGAUGGUGAACAAACGGAGAAUUUGCACGAAAAGGCCAGAGACAGCAAAUGAAGCAGAAGAUGAAGUUGAAUCACAGAUGAAGGUGGUAAUGGAGGAACAACAUGAUGGACUCCAUCAAAAGGAAGCCCUCGAGAGUCUUUUUGAGAUCUUACAACGAGGUAUUGAAAAUGUUGAUUCCCUCAAGGAAGAGCUCAUCAAGCACAGUCCGAACAACAACUUGCAAGCUGGAAAUUCCUUGAUUCAAGUUCACCACGAUUGCAUGCUCCAACCCUUGAGAACGAUAUGGUGGGGUACAACAUUGAACAAGCAAACAUGCUGAGUCAACUUACCAGAGACUCGCCUGAACUGGAAGUCAUCUCUGUUACAGGUAUGGGCGGCAUUGGUAAGUCAACUUUUGCCAAAAAGCUGUUUUCUCAUCCCUCAGUUUUGAGCUUCUUUGACAUCCGUGGAUGGGUUACCGUGUCUGAGGACUAUAGUUAUAGAAAUAUGCUUUUAGGCCUCCUUGAAGAUGCUAAUAUUGGGAAGGAAGAAGACCUUGAUAAGAAAAGCGAUUCAGAUUUAGCCGUUUGCUUGAAACAAAGUUUAAUGGGUCGAAGGUAUUUGAUUGUUGUGGAUGACAUAUGGAGCAAAAACGCUUGGGAUACCGUAUAUCUCAGAGAGGUCGUAUUUCUUUGGGUUGGUAGUAAUGGAAUGCUUUCAUUAUCUAAAAUAAAGAACAUCUCCCACCAAAAGAUCAGUCCAAUAAUACCACUCACAGGUAAAUAGCGCAAUACUUCUUCGUGAAUCUCCGCUAUUUGAAUAUGGAACAUCAUAACAACGAACCCCGCACAACGACAUUCUUUGUUUGUGCGCCCCUUACCGUUCUCGCUCAGUCUUUCAACGGCUGGGAAGGCAGUCGUAGAAACGAAGCCUAUCGCCACGCCGACCAUCAAAUACGAGAUUGGGCCCCUUCUCAAAGAUUUGAUGGAAUGGCCCACCCCACCCAAGAGCGCUUAUGUCAUAGGGGAACUCAUGGCUGGAAACAAUCCUUAUGGUUUGUUUUGAUAUCCGGUAGGAAUAAUAAAAAAAAA
Molecule: messenger RNA, 1362 nt
Organism: Nicotiana attenuata
Lineage: Eukaryota; Viridiplantae; Streptophyta; Magnoliopsida; Solanales; Solanaceae
Product: putative late blight resistance protein homolog R1A-3
Exons: 2
Coding region: 575-1057 (160 amino acids)
Biological process (GO): defense response to other organism
Molecular function (GO): ADP binding
Source: RefSeq, a predicted model, not a curated record